AUGCCCAGCUCCCCCGGUGCCCCUGCCGUCGUCGCCGCCGCCACCGGCCGCGGCAGCGCGUCGACCAUCACCACCGCCACGGAGACCGGCUCGCACGAGCUCACUGUUCCUCCUGCUCGACGAUCAUGGAGGGUCCAGCCGGAGCAGCAUCCUCGAGGCAACGUUCGGGUUCAGCUUGCUGGACCAGACGGGACACGCCGUGCCGUCCUACACCAGGCUUGCAGCAAGCGAAUUAGCUUCUCCGUCCCCAAAUCGCGCUCCUGCGGUUGGACAAAGUUCAUCGAGCACGAGGCGUUGGAGGAGUCGUCGCACCUCGAGAACGACACCUUCCAAGUCAGCUGCCACGUCACCGUCCACGAGAUCUGCACAGAGGAGUCAAGUGCGCCGCACUUCCUUCCAGCGCCGCCGAUGGACGUACACCGGCUCCUCGGCGACCUCCUCGACAGCAAGGUGGGAGCCGAUGUCAAGAUCAAGGUCGGGAAGGAGACGUUCGCGGCGCACCGGAGCACCCUCGCCGCCCGUUCCCCGGUGUUCCGGGCCGAGCUCUUCGGCUGGAUGAAGGAGAGGAAGGCCGGUCAGGUCCGGAUCGACGACAUGGAGCCGAGGGUGUUUCGGGCCAUGCUCCGGUUCAUCUACACCGACUCCUUGCCCGACAUGGACGAAGGUGACAGGAGGGUGAUGGCCCAGCAUCUGCUCGUCGCGGCGGCCCGGUACCGAUUGGAGAGGCUCAAGAUGAUCUGCGAGGACAUGAUGUGCAACUUCAUCAACACCGACACCGCGGCGACUACUUUGGUACUGGCUGAGCAGCACGGCUGCCGUCGUCUCAAGGAACGGUGCAUCAAUUUCCUCAAGUGUCCUGGCAAUACAGUGGCAGUCAUGGCGACGGAUGGCUUUGACCAUCUAAUGACUAGUUUUCCCUCUCUUAUCAAGGACCUCCUGGCCAAGGUUUCUCCUUGA
This is a messenger RNA of Panicum virgatum (switchgrass), 957 nucleotides long. RefSeq names its product BTB/POZ and MATH domain-containing protein 1-like. Gene Ontology annotation, biological process: protein ubiquitination. The transcript has a single exon. The record is from RefSeq and is a predicted model, not a curated record. Bases 1 to 957 code for a protein of 318 amino acids. Gene Ontology annotation, molecular function: protein binding. NCBI's taxonomy places the organism in Eukaryota, Viridiplantae, Streptophyta, Magnoliopsida, Poales, Poaceae.